Drosophila eugracilis is the source of this 1513-nucleotide messenger RNA. Its product is annotated as L-dopachrome tautomerase yellow-f-like. Gene Ontology annotation, cellular component: extracellular region. The record is from RefSeq and is a predicted model, not a curated record. The coding region runs from base 87 to 1391 and encodes 434 amino acids. NCBI's taxonomy places the organism in Eukaryota, Metazoa, Arthropoda, Insecta, Diptera, Drosophilidae. The transcript is spliced from 4 exons.
AAAAUGUCAUCACUCUGCAGUGAAAUCUCAGCCUAAAAAGUCCAACAAUCGGAGCUUAACUCAAAUUUACAAGCUAAGACAUAUAAAUGUUAUCUCCACGCUUUGUGCUCCUCUUCACAAUCGCUGGGUUAGAGUUGCUAACCUUUGCAAAUGGGGAUCCCAUGAUAGAGGUCUUCAAAUGGAAACAGAUGGACUUCUAUAAUCGGGGGAAUGGAUAUAAGGACUUGUGGAGCAGGUUAUGCAUUCCUGAUCUGCAUGUCUACGGUUCCACUGCCUGCUUGGGCGAAUCCCAACCCGAUAACAAUCGUAACGGAACCUUCAUUCAAUACAACAAUGUGCCUCAGGGUGUAACUCACUUCCGAGGACGCCUCUUUGUGACAACACCCCGACGACAACCGGGCAUCCCGUCCACCUUGAACUACAUUGAUCUUGACAAGGACGGUUGGAACCCUAGUCCCUAUCUUCGGGCCUAUCCCAACUUUGCCCUAAAUCAGUUCAAUGCAAGUGCUGAGGGUCUAGUAUCCGUCUAUAGAACCUCAGUGGAUGUCUGCCAACGUCUGUGGUUUGUCGACACUGGAAUGCUGGAGUACCCAAAUAAUCGCCAGCAAAUCAAGCGUCCCAGUAUUUGGGUUAUCGAUUUGACCACCGAUCAGGUUCUAAAGCGCUUUGAGAUUCCACAGAGUAUAGUCGAGAUUGGGCGGGGAUUAGCUAGCAUAACAGUCGAUGUAAGAGCACGUAACUGCGGAGAUGCCUAUGCCUAUAUUCCGGAUUUGGUCAAUCGCCGAUUGCACGUUUACCAUUUGCAAAGCGAUAGGAUCUGGUCCUUCGUGCACAACUCUUUUAACUUUGAUCCACUUUCUGAUGAUCUAAACAUUGGUGGGCAAAAAUUCCGCUGGGAUGAUGGCAUCUUCUCGACUACUCUGGGACCAUAUCUAAACGAUGGCAGCCGAGAUGUCUACUUCCAUGCCAUGGCCAGUACAAAUGAGUUUGUGGUGUCCAACCGUGUUCUGCAGCAGGAGUCCAAUGCAGCACGCUCCGAUCAUGGUAAUGAUUUUCGGCUCCUUGGAAGCCGUGGUCCAUCCUCUCAGUCAACGAUGCAUAAGUUCGAUCCUAAAACGGGAGUGAUCUUCUUCGCCGAGGUCCAGAAAAGUGGUGUUGGCUGCUGGCAGAUCAGGAAGCCGUUUUCGUCAGAAAACAUUGGAUCUGUCUAUUCCAAUGCUACGGAGAUGAUCUAUCCAAGCGACUUGACGAUUGACGAGGAGGGAACCAUUUGGGUGAUGUCCAACUCCAUGCCUAUCUUUGUGUACUCAACGUUGGAUAGGGAGAAGUUUAAUUUCCGGAUCUGGAAACAAAAGGGAGCGCUUGCGAAGAGGGGAACAGUUUGUGAGUGAUUGUGUGGAAUUGCUUUAAUGAAUGUUUCUCAAGUUCGUUACAUAAGUAAUAAUAUUGUUUUAUCAAUAAUUACCCACUGAAACUUAUAUAUAAAAUAAAUCAAAAAGCAUUUACAAAUGUA